Messenger RNA from Strongyloides ratti, 1950 nucleotides. Its product is annotated as N-acetylgalactosamine kinase. The transcript is spliced from 4 exons. NCBI's taxonomy places the organism in Eukaryota, Metazoa, Nematoda, Chromadorea, Rhabditida, Strongyloididae. The coding region runs from base 1 to 1950 and encodes 649 amino acids. Gene Ontology annotation, biological process: galactose metabolic process; carbohydrate phosphorylation. The record is from RefSeq and is a predicted model, not a curated record. Gene Ontology annotation, cellular component: cytosol. Gene Ontology annotation, molecular function: ATP binding; galactokinase activity; double-stranded RNA binding.
AUGAAAAGAUUAAUUAACAUAGAUACAGAUCAAGGUUAUAAGAAGGGCAUUGAAAUAGCAUCGAGUGUAUUAAAAAAUAAUGGUGUUAUAGCUAUUCCAACUGAUACUAUUUAUGGUAUAUGUUCUUCACUUUCUAAUACAGAUAAAAUAUAUGAUAUUAAAAAAAGAGAACAUUGUAAACCAUUAGGUAUUUUUUUACCAAAUAUUGAAGCUAUUGAUAGAGUUGCAAUUGUUCCAGAUUCAUUAAAAUUAUUGGUAGGUAAAUUAUUACCUGGUCCAGUGACAUUAUUAUUUAAAAGAUCACCUUUAUUACCAAAAUCAUUUAAUCCUGGAAUUGAUAAAAUUGGUAUUCGUAUACCAGAAUCUAAAUUUGUACAAGAAUUGGUAAAAAAUUUUGGUGAACCAAUUGCUCAAACUUCUGCAAAUAAAUCAGGUGCAACUUCAAAUCCAACAUCUAUUCAUCAUUUUUCAGAUCUUUGGGAACAUCUUGAUUUAAUUAUUGAUGGUGAUAAUCAGUUUUCUAAUGAUAAUGAUGAAAUAUUUCAUCCCGGAAGUACAAUUAUUGAUUUAACGGAAGUUGGAUAUUUCUCUAUUAUUAGAAAUGAAAAGAAUAAAAUGUCCGUUGAUAUUGUACACAUGUGUAAACUAUUUGAAGAAAAAUAUGGAACCAGACCGCAAUGGAAAGUUAGAUGUCCCGGUAGAGUUAAUUUAAUUGGUGAACAUAUUGAUUACUCAGAUUAUUCUGUUAUCCCAAUGGCAAUUGAUCGUGCAAUAUUCAUACUAGGAGUUGAGUGUAAUGAAAAUACAUUAGAAAUUGCCAAUGUUGAAAAAGAAAUUUAUCCAGAGAAACGAUUUUUAUUAAAUGAUAUAGAAAAAUGGCAUGGAUGUAAUAAUCCUACAUGGAUUGAUUAUUAUCUUUGUGGAUGGAAAGGAAUAAUAGAAUUCUUAAGUGAAGGUGAUGAUUGUAAACUUAAAGGAAUGAAAUUACUUGUAUGGGGUGAUAUACCACCAUCAUCUGGUGUAUCAUCUUCUAGUUCAGUUGUAUGUGGAUCAGCUUUAAUGACAUUAGCAAUUCAAACAAAUGGAAAACAUUUUGAAAUUAUUAAUAAAGGAGAUUUUGCUGAACUUUGUGCAAAAAGUGAAAGAUAUAUUGGUGUUGAAGGAGGUGGAAUGGAUCAGGCAUGUGAAGUUCUUGCACAAAAUGGAUAUGUUUUAAAAAUAGAUUUUAAACCUUUAAUUGCACGUCCAAUUUCAUUACCACAAGAUGCUAUAUUUGCUGUGAUUCAUUCUGGUUCAAGUCAUAAUAAAGGAUCAAAUAAUUAUUAUAAUCAACGUGUUGUUGAGUGUCGAUUAGGGGCACAAAUUAUAGCAAAAAAAGUAAAUUAUAAACAUUGGAUGAAUAUAAGAACACUUGGACAAUUGUCAAAAGAAGUUUUUAAUAAUAAAUGCCCAAAUGAUAUGUUUAAUGUUGCGUUUGAAAAUUUAAAAUCUGCCAAUGAUGGUAAAUAUACAAGAGAAGAGGUAAAAGAAAUUUUGGAAAUUGAUGAUAGUACACUUAUCUCAACUUCUCUUAAUUCAAAUACUACAGAAAUGAAAGAAUUUGUCAUAACACCACGUGUUUAUCAUUGUUUUUCAGAAGCUAAUAGAGUUAUUGAAUUUGAAAAAGCAUGUGAAAGAAAUGAAAUAUCAUUAAUGGCAGCAUUAAUGAAUGAAAGUCAUAAUUCAUGUAAAGUAUUAUAUGAAUGUUCAUGUGAAGAGUUAGACUCAACAGUAAAGAUAUGUCUUGAAUCUGGAUUUUUAGCUGCAAGACUUACUGGUGCAGGAUGGGGUGGAUGUGUUAUUGCACUAACGACAAUUGAUAUGAAAGAAAAAUUAGAAGAAAAGGUAAAUAUUUUAUUUUGGAGUCAUCCAUCUAAAGGAAUUGAUUUAACAAAUAUUUAUGUUGCCUAA